AUGGAUGGGAAAAACCACACAUUAAUUAGCAUGAUCCACCUUUUGGGUUUUCAGAGUCCAGAAAAUUUAACGCUUUUGUUCUUUUUUAUCUUUCUAAUGAUUUACUCUAUGACGAUGUGUGCAAACCUCCUGAUCAUCACACUGGUGCUCUACGGCAGAACCCUCCAUUCUCCCAUGUACUUCUUCCUCUCCCAGCUCGCUGUCUCAGAUAUCUUACUGGCAACUGAUAUUCUUCCUAACAUGCUCCAUGCUAUUUUGAUGAAAGGGACCAUCAUUUCAUUAGCUAACUGCAUUACCCAGUUUUUCUUCUUUGGUGUCUCGGAAACUUUGGAGAGCCUUCUUCUGACGGUGAUGUCUUACGAUAGAUAUUUGGCCAUCUGCAAGCCAUUGUAUUAUGCUUUGAUCAUGAACGACAGGGUUUGCUGGAUAAUGGUCAUCACAAGCUGGAUGUCAAGCAUUUUAAUAGUAUUGAUUCACACUUUAACCAUAUCGCAACUGCAGUUUUGCGGGCCGAAUGUCAUUGACCACUUUUACUGUGAUCUUGAUCCAAUUCUACAACUCUCCUGUUCCGAUACCACAGCUGUCCAGUUAGAAGUGACGUUGUUGAGUGCUCUGUUUGUUGUCGUCCCAUUCUUUAUCAUCAUUAUAUCAUAUGUUUAUAUUAUAGUCACCAUUUUUGAGAUCUCAUCUAUUACUGAAAGAAAGAAAGCUUUUUCCACCUGUAGUUCCCACCUGGCCAUUGUCUCCAUCUAUUAUGGUACUCUAGUUUGUGUUUAUUUGGUAGCUAGUAGAGGACAGUUAUGGAACAUUGGUAAAUUCCCAUCAUUACUGUAUACUGUGUUCAUUCCGUUGCUGAAUCCGAUGAUAUACAGCCUGAGGAAUAAAGACUUAAAAAAGGUUUUAGGAAAACUCAUAAGCAACUCUUUAAACAUGCAACGGAACAGACGAGUCCAAAGGAAAUGUUGA
Messenger RNA from Nanorana parkeri, 966 nucleotides. Its product is annotated as olfactory receptor 24-like. Gene Ontology annotation, cellular component: membrane. Bases 1 to 966 code for a protein of 321 amino acids. The record is from RefSeq and is a predicted model, not a curated record. NCBI's taxonomy places the organism in Eukaryota, Metazoa, Chordata, Amphibia, Anura, Dicroglossidae. Gene Ontology annotation, biological process: G protein-coupled receptor signaling pathway. The transcript has a single exon. Gene Ontology annotation, molecular function: G protein-coupled receptor activity; olfactory receptor activity.